AUGUCGUACUACUUCGCCAUCGUCGGCACGCAAGACAACCCGCUCUUCGAGUAUGAGUUCGGCACCUCCAAGCAGGGCGGCGACGGCCAGUCGCGCUUCAACGAGCAGAUCCGCCACCUGAACCAGUUCAUCCUGCACAGCAGCCUGGACAUCGUGGAGGAGGUGCAGUGGGCGCAAGGACAGCUAUAUCUCAAGGUCGUCGACAAGUUCUUCAACAACUACGUCUCCUGCUUCGUGACGGCCGGCAACGUCAAGUUCCUCCUCCUCCACCAGCCCUCGGCGCCCUCGAGCACGGCGUCGUCGCGGUCGUCGACGGCCAUCGGCGCCAACCCCACGAGCCCUGCGACCGAGGAGGCGAUCAAGAACUUCUUCCAGGAGGUGUACGAGAACUGGGUCAAGGCGACGAUGAGUCCGUUUUACAGGUUGAAUAUGGAGGUCAAGAGCCCGGUGUUCAGAGCGAGGGUGGCGGCUGCGGGAAGGAAAUACUUGUGA
Messenger RNA from Colletotrichum karsti, 492 nucleotides. Its product is annotated as trafficking protein particle complex subunit 2. The transcript has 2 exons. Gene Ontology annotation, biological process: endoplasmic reticulum to Golgi vesicle-mediated transport. The coding region runs from base 1 to 492 and encodes 163 amino acids. Lineage: Eukaryota; Fungi; Ascomycota; Sordariomycetes; Glomerellales; Glomerellaceae. Gene Ontology annotation, cellular component: cytoplasm; nucleus; TRAPP complex. The record is from RefSeq and is a predicted model, not a curated record.